AUGAAAAGAUCAAUCUAGAUAUUGCCGAUGAAUAUCCCUGGCAGAGAGGCUCCCAUAGUAUUGGAAAUAAAUGACACUGAUUUAUUCCAUUUCCAAGCCAAAAAAAAGGUUGCUGGUAAUUUAAUUGAUAUAUCAAUAAGAUUAGGUAAAGAAUUAAAGUCCAGAUGAAUUCGUGUUUUAUUCAAGAAGUAAGAAUUUAGUUGUCCAUGAAGACGAUAGAGUAUCAAAGUAAAAUUUGUGUAUUGAUCAUUUAGACUCUUCUUAAACAAAGAACAAAAUGAAAUCGAAUUGUAUUUGACAUCCAAUUUAAUCAAGAAGACUGUGUUAGGAGAAUAAGGCAACGAAUAAGUAGGGGGACAGUUUCAGAAUAAGUAGGAAAAUGAAAUCUAGGAAUUGAAAAAAGAAAAUAAAAUUCUAUAAGCCAAACUUCAAGAAUACAAAUCUGGCAAUAAAAUUUCAUUCCAUGAAAACUAGGAGACUGAACUCCAAAAUUAAUUAGAAUAAAUGAAAAAGGAGUUUGACUACAGAUUAAAUGUAGAGGAAGAACACAGAGCUAAUAUAAUUUAAAAGUAUAAUGAGAGCUAGAAUGCCUAGACCUUAUUAAAGAAAGAACUUAUGUAAAAAGAAAAAUAAAUUGAUGACUUAAAAUAUCAAUAAAGGCUUCUAGAGGCAGAAAAGAAGUUCUUGGAAGAGUAACAUCAAAAGGAAAUUUAAGAAAGAAUUAAAUCACAAGGCGGCAACAAUUAAAAUAAUAAUCAAUUAGUUGAAGUUAAGUUUGAUUUUGAAAAAUUAAAGGCACUAUACUCAGAGGAAUAGUUUGAAAGAAUCAAAGACAAAGAAAUUAUAUCUUAACAGAAAAAGCAAUUACAAAAGAUUGAAAACAAUUUUCUGAAAAAGAGUGAGGAAUUUCGUGAAGGAAGAUCUCUUUAAUAAUUGGAAAUAUCAAAGUUGAACGAUUAAUUAAUAAGUGUUAAUGAAUAAUGUUAUAAUUAUAGAAAUGAAAUUGGAAAAUAAAAAAAGGAAAUUGAUCAUCUCGCUUAAACCUUAGAGUUAAGUAAAAAAAAAAUUGGUUAAUUGGAGAAAGAAUUGAAUCUCAGUUAUGCAGAAAUCAGUAACUUAAAGAAAAGUGAAGAAGAGAAAGUAACAGAAAUCAAAAGGAAAGAAGUACUUGUAAAUGAAAUUAAAAAUUCAAAAGACGUAUAAUAAACUAUCACGGUUAAUUUAGAGCAAGAAAAAUCAGAUUUACAAAAAUAAUUACAAACAAAAACAGAUCGGUGCAGAUAGUUAGAAGCAGAUAAUGCACUUAAAUCAGCUUAAAUUAAAAAUUUAGAAAGUAGAGUAUAAGAUGAAAUUGAUGCAAAAAAAAAAAUCACCGAGAUGGCAAAAUAGGAAAUGGAGAACUUACUGAAUCGUUUGGUAAUAGAAUAGGAUAAGUUAAAAGCUGAACAGUAAGCUAAAAAUUUAAUCGUCAAAAGAAUCAAAGAUAAUGCUAUAUUAAAAGCAAAAGACGAAAAGAUUAUUUCACCAACCGAGGCCCUUAUGAGAAAUAUACCAAAUCCUCAAUAAUUUUUACAGAUUGAGAAUAUGAUGACUAAAGAUGUAAUUGCUCAAGUUUCAAUAAUUAAAGUGGAUAAAAAAAAAGCAAUAGAGAGCUUAACUAAGUAAGAUCCUAAUAUUACGUAAUUUGUAAAACCAGAACCUGUAGGAAAUUGGGAAAUCAAAUAAAGUAUAGCAAUUGUAAUCAUUAAAUUAAUUAUCUUAGAAUGGAGAUGGUACUAAACGAAAAGGAUUUCUGAUGAAAAUUAUUAAAAGUGACGGAAAUCUUUAUAAUAAUUAGGUUUUCUUAAUUAAAUAAUUGACUGGGUUUGAGAAAAUAGUUUCUGUUGACAAGGCUCUUUAUGUUGCUAAAAAUACCUUAAUAGCUAAAGUAUUAGCCGAGAAUUUUUAAGACAGAAUUCAUGGAGUUUCCAAAAUAUUCCCAUAGAGAUUUUCUUACAACGAACUCUUUUUAUUAAAUAUAGAAGAUAGUAUGAAAACAAUUGAUUACAUUUUUAGACUAUUAUAUUGCUGAACAUGUGGAACAAGGAUAGUUUAUCAAAUUCAAUGGAAAAGGCGAAUCUAACCUUUCAGACAAAGAAUAAUAUAUAAAAAGUUAUUUUUAUGCUUUUUCAAUUUUCACUUACAUGGCGACUCAAAAAAUGUUAAUGGUGACAAAUAUCCAAGGAUUCUAAAUAGGUUUAGAAUACAUAUUGUGUGACCCAAUCGUCUCUUCGCCUGAGGGUAUAAUGGGAGAUGAGGAUUUAGCUGAAGAACAUAUCUUAGAAUUUGAAAAAACCUACUUGAGUAACCCAAAAAAAUAUGGGAAAGAGUUUUUAUCAAUUUUGGGAUAUUGAAUUUAAAUAGAUCAUGAAGAUGG
Molecule: messenger RNA, 2416 nt
Organism: Paramecium octaurelia
Lineage: Eukaryota; Ciliophora; Oligohymenophorea; Peniculida; Parameciidae
Source: the annotation of a GenBank genome assembly